Molecule: messenger RNA, 858 nt
Organism: Culex pipiens pallens (northern house mosquito)
Lineage: Eukaryota; Metazoa; Arthropoda; Insecta; Diptera; Culicidae
Exons: 1
Coding region: 1-858 (285 amino acids)
Source: RefSeq, a predicted model, not a curated record
AUGAUAGUGUUUCUCGUGUGUUCGGCAGCGCUGACCUUCGCGGUUGGUCAAGUGGAAAGCAACUCGUACAGUAGUUACUCUGCGCCGCAGAGACCAUGUAGUGGGGGUAGUUUCUGUGGUGGCCAUCCUAAUUCUCUACCGUUUGAACCACGAUAUCCAUCGGUGCGUGUAGGAGUGUCUCCUGGAUAUCCAGGAGAAUCCGAGGGCGGCAACUAUGAAUCGAAUGAAGCUCCGGAAAAUAACUACAGUGGACCAUCAAAGGAAGUUGGCCCGUUGUAUCCGCCACCACCACCACCACCACCAGCAAACGAUGAAAACCAGCUUCCAGUAUCGGUUUGCGUACAACUUCCGCCGAAGACUCCACUAAAGCUGUCUAAGAGCAUUUUGCAGCAGAUCAUAUUCUCGCUGACCGAGGGCAACCAAGACGUAGAUCAUGUGGUUGAUCCUGCCGUUCCAGAACCAGGCUCGCUGCCAGUGUACACGCCCGUGCAAGUACCCGUGUAUUCACCCCAACCGACCUACGUACCACCACCACCACAAGCUGCUCCAGCACCCCAACAGCCAAUCUACUCACCUCAACCAAGCUACCCUCCACCACCCCCACAAGUCUACGCCGAGUCACCGGUCUAUGCGCCUCAACCCGCUGGUCCUGUUGAGCAUGUAGUCUAUGAACAGGAACCGAUACCAACGACCCCAUCAUCGAUUCCCGCCCUCCAAACGCCACGGUACCCCACCUACGAGGGUAGCGGUUCGACCGGUCCUAGUGGACAGUUACCACCGUAUGUUCAGCAGCAGGGCCGUCUCGGAGGAACCUGCCAAAGCUGCGGAUCGUCACUGAAGCCACGGUACAACCAGUAA